AUGUAUUUCUCAUACACACCAUCUCCACCCUCAACAAGCUACAGCACCUCCUCCGCAAUGGAAAUUCCCUCCUCCUCCAGCUCGCGUCCACAAUCUCCUUCAUGUGCCUACCCAUCCUGGCCUCGACGCUCCUCCAUGAACUCCAGCGAUUCCAUCGAUGCCCAAACCCAAAACUACUCAUACACCUCCUCUGCAUUCUCCGACGAAGAACUCUCAUGUGGUCUCUACACUUCUGUCUUUGAAGAAGAAGAUUGUUCACCGCUCGCCACACCCAAUGUUCGUUCUCCAUCUGGAUCGAUGUGCGAACCUCAAUACGUAGUUGUCGACAACGCAGCACUCAUGAGAGAGUUAAUCGCACAACACGCUGCUGAGAAGGCAAAGAAGAGAGAAAAGGCAGCUGAGAAGAGCAAGAAGAAGCAUGGAUCUUCUUCCAGAAAGUCAAGACACAGCUCUGGUGCACACUCAAGCAAACACAUGACACCCAUCUCCGAAGUUGGUGAAUGA
Botrytis sinoallii is the source of this 504-nucleotide messenger RNA. RefSeq lists its product as uncharacterized. The transcript has a single exon. The coding region runs from base 1 to 504 and encodes 167 amino acids. The record is from RefSeq and is a predicted model, not a curated record. NCBI's taxonomy places the organism in Eukaryota, Fungi, Ascomycota, Leotiomycetes, Helotiales, Sclerotiniaceae.